This is a messenger RNA of Vanessa tameamea, 670 nucleotides long. It is a transcript of the gene Dtd, whose product is annotated as D-aminoacyl-tRNA deacylase 1. Gene Ontology annotation, molecular function: D-tyrosyl-tRNA(Tyr) deacylase activity. Gene Ontology annotation, cellular component: cytoplasm. The coding region runs from base 102 to 620 and encodes 172 amino acids. The transcript has 5 exons. Lineage: Eukaryota; Metazoa; Arthropoda; Insecta; Lepidoptera; Nymphalidae. The record is from RefSeq and is a predicted model, not a curated record. Gene Ontology annotation, biological process: tRNA metabolic process.
UGUAAUGUAAUGUCAAGUGUCAACUUUGUAUUGAAUUCACAAUUCUAAAAAUAUUCAAUAAUUUAAUUGUUUUUUAAUUAUAUUUAAUAUAUUAUAAAACAAUGAAAGCAAUAAUUCAACGUGUUAUGAAUGCAAAUGUUUCUGUAAAUGGAGAAGUUGUAAGUAGUAUAGGUCAAGGAGCUUGCAUACUUAUUGGUAUUUGUAACAAUGAUAAUUCAAAAGAUAUGGAAUAUAUGGCUCGUAAAAUAUUGAGCAUUAAGCUAUUUGAUGAUGAAAAUGAGAAAAAAUGGAAGAAAAGCAUAGUUGACAAAGAUUUUGAAAUUUUAUGUGUCAGUCAAUUCACCUUAUAUAACACAUGGAAGGGCAAUAAACCUGAUUUUCACCAUGCCAUGCCUUCGCAAGAAUCCAAAGAGUUUUAUGAUAAAUUUAUUCAAUUAUUAAGAAACAGUUACAAACCAGAGAAAGUUAAAGAUGGUGUUUUUGGUGCCUAUAUGCAAGUAGCGUUACAAAAUGAUGGACCAGUCACAUUAGAAAUUGAAUCGCCAUUGCAGAUUGAAAAAGGAAUUAAGAAAACAAAACCACUAAAAUCUGCCGAAGUAGAAGAUAAUGCUGAUAGAUAAUCUAUAAUUUUAGUAGUAUUUUAAUAUAAUUUAUUAAAAAUUACAAUCAA